AUGGCGCCCGCGCAGCGCCCGCUGCUGCCGCUGCUGCUGCUGCUGCUCCCGCUGCCGCCGCCGCCGCCCUUCGCGCGCGCCGAGGACGCCGCCCGCGCCAACUCGGACCGCUACGCCGUCUACUGGAACCGCAGCAACCCCAGGUUCCACGCGGGCGCGGCGGACGACGGCGGCGGCUACACGGUGGAGGUGAGCAUCAACGACUACCUGGACAUCUACUGCCCGCACUACGGGGCGCCGCUGCCGCCGGCCGAGCGCAUGGAGCACUACGUGCUGUACAUGGUCAACGGCGAGGGCCACGCGUCCUGCGACCACCGGCAGCGCGGCUUCAAGCGCUGGGAGUGCAACCGGCCCGCGGCGCCCGGGGGGCCGCUCAAGUUCUCCGAGAAGUUCCAGCUCUUCACGCCCUUCUCGCUGGGCUUCGAGUUCCGGCCGGGCCACGAGUACUACUACAUCUCUGCCACGCCUCCCAAUGCUGUGGACCGGCCCUGCCUGAGGCUGAAGGUUUAUGUCCGGCCGACUAACGAGACCCUGUACGAGGCCCCUGAGCCCAUCUUCACCAGCAACAACUCCUGCAGCGGCUUGGGGAGCUGCCGGCUCGUCCUUGGCGCCGUGCCCGUGCUGUGGACCCUCCUGGGCUCCUAGUCCCGGCCCGCCUGGACGGCCCGGCCUAGAGACCAGAGACAGACUCCGAUUCUCCCACGACUGGUGCUGCCCCUGCCAGGCUGGGGGCUGCCCGCCGCCCCACGACCAGCGCCGGGGGGUGUGUGGCUAAGACCCCGAGGCCUGAGAGGCCCGGUCGCUGGCCGGCGCCUGGACGGGCGGGCCCUUCUGGAGUCCCGGAGAAGCCAAGAACCUCGCAGCAGUGCUUUUCUUUUAUGGUGGAAUCCGAAACACUUGAGUUUUUAAUUUAAUUUAUUCCUUGCUGUUGCCGGUGACUUUGGGAAGGAAACAGUGGACGGGGGUUGGGGUGGUCCCUAGUCCCCUGGGGCACAGGUCUGGAGACCCCUGGUCUGGUCACUCCAUCUGUCGGGUCUGGGCUGGAGCCCACCCUGGACCGCCCCGGAGCCCUGGAACAGGCCGGUCUGAGACCGUAGGGGUGAGUGGCGACCGCCGGCAGGUCCUGGUCCAGGAACCAGACCCGCCUCAGACCCCGUCCCCUGCCCCACCCUCGCUCCUGGUGACCCCUGCCCGGAGUGGAAAUCUGGGCUGUGCCGCUGGGGGCCUCUUCAGAGUCACAGCCUCCGAGGCUUAGAACCGCUUGGGCCCCUCCCCCCGCAGCCUCACCGAGCUCGCCCCCAGGCCGAGAAGACAGGACCUUUCUGUAAAUAGACCCCGCAACCAUACUGUGACUUAUUUCUGCUGUGUUCCCGAGGACGGCCUGGAGAGUUUCUUCUUCUCUUACCCCUUCCUGGGAGGGGGCACUUCUGUUUGGCCAGGGGUGGGGGGGCCUUUUAGAGUAGAAGCCGCCUUCCCAGUAAGCUCGGUCCUCGGAGCCCCUCCCCCGGCGCUAGGAACUACGUUUAUAAGAGAAAACAGGACAACGCAGAAUGCGGGGGCCACACUCAGAAAGAGACUCCGGACCCUUUCAGGAAGCAAACGGCAUUUAUACGGAUUUCCUAUUUCUACCCGGCUUUCCUGACCUGUGUUUUCUAUAUAUCCUAUGUACCUACACCGCGCGGCCCCGGGGCGCCACCCGGCUUCUGUGCGCGGCUCCGCCGGGAGCCGGCGGCGGGGGCUUCCCCUUCCGAUACGAUCAACUUUGGAUUCUGUAUUUUUUUAUAAUAAAACGAGCAUAAACCUCAA
Messenger RNA from Neogale vison (American mink), 1806 nucleotides. RefSeq names its product ephrin A2 (gene EFNA2). The transcript has 4 exons. Gene Ontology annotation, biological process: axon guidance; ephrin receptor signaling pathway; osteoclast differentiation. Bases 1 to 645 code for a protein of 214 amino acids. Gene Ontology annotation, cellular component: plasma membrane. NCBI's taxonomy places the organism in Eukaryota, Metazoa, Chordata, Mammalia, Carnivora, Mustelidae. Gene Ontology annotation, molecular function: ephrin receptor binding. The record is from RefSeq and is a predicted model, not a curated record.